AAAUAUGCUAUCACCGUUGCAUCAUUGAUGAUGUUGUUAACAAUGACCCAGAUCUCAAUCGGCAAGCGUGCCACCAAGUGCUCCAGAACAGAGCCGAACAGAACACACAAUGUCGACCCAUUGACGCCGCAUCGACCGGUGUGUAAUCAAAUUUAAUUAAUUGAACCUUUUAUCAGCGUAUCACACUUUCGGUGUACCACUAAAUGUAGGUACUCCCACUCAUCGGAGGGCGCUUCCUUCGGGCACUAAUGGCGAGAUGAUUGUUUGAUCCGCCAGACAACGAACAGGUCGUGUUCCGAUGGGUGAGAGCCGCAUAAAAUAUUCAGUCAUAUCGUCACGAUAGUUUUACGCGGAAGGAUGUUCUUAACGGUCGUUGGGUUGUUGGCACUCCGCGUGAUCGCCGUCGUCUGCGCCCCCCUCGGAGAUGAGGACGAACCCUUCGACUUCGAUUUUUCCGAGUUGGGCGAUGAGCUGUAUUUCGUUGAAACGAGAAAUCACACGGAAAAGUUGCUAGAAGAGUGGAGUGACGACGACGAAAGCAUCAAUCCGGAAGAGAUGGGACCGUACGUGGAAGGGGAUUUCUAUCAACCGGAGCUUGCGAAAAACGCGGUGAAAUUCAAAAGCAAAAAGUGGCCGAAGGGAGUUGUGCCGUACAAAAUUAGCGGAAGUUUCAGUAACAGUGAAGUGCAACGAAUCCAACUGGCGUUCAAAUUAUACCGCUUGAAGACCUGCAUUCGAUUCGUUCCCAGAACCAGCCAAAAGGAUUUCAUUUCCAUCGAGAGAUCUUCCAGUGGCUGCUGGUCAACUGUGGGACGUACGGGAGGUCGCCAGGUGGUCAAUUUGCAGAGUUCUUGCUUUCGGCAGAUUGGAACGGUACUUCACGAGUUUAUGCACGCGUUAGGAUUCCUCCACGAGCACACGCGCCACGAUAGGGACAAAUUCGUCGACAUCAACUAUCUGAAUGUGCGCUUCGAUGCGAUUGGAAACUUUUGGAAGGAAACCAAGGAACGGACCAGCACGUUCGGUACCGGGUAUGACCUGGGUAGUGUGAUGCACUAUUCCCGGAAGGCAUUUAGUUGGACUGGAUUCAACACGAUUGACCCCAAGGUGAAAUUUUCGGGAAAAAUAGGACAGCGCAACGGAUUCUCCAACAACGAUGUAAAACGGAUUAAAGCAAUGUAUUGCAAUGGAUGAACGGUAAAGAAAAAUAUGGCUUUUUU
Molecule: messenger RNA, 1220 nt
Organism: Aedes albopictus (Asian tiger mosquito)
Lineage: Eukaryota; Metazoa; Arthropoda; Insecta; Diptera; Culicidae
Product: hatching enzyme 1.2-like
Exons: 3
Coding region: 358-1194 (278 amino acids)
Biological process (GO): proteolysis
Molecular function (GO): metalloendopeptidase activity; zinc ion binding
Source: RefSeq, a predicted model, not a curated record